Hyaena hyaena (striped hyena) is the source of this 1760-nucleotide messenger RNA. RefSeq names its product ADP ribosylation factor like GTPase 5A (gene ARL5A). Bases 302 to 841 code for a protein of 179 amino acids. The record is from RefSeq and is a predicted model, not a curated record. Gene Ontology annotation, cellular component: cytoplasm; trans-Golgi network. Gene Ontology annotation, biological process: intracellular protein transport; protein localization to Golgi membrane; vesicle-mediated transport. NCBI's taxonomy places the organism in Eukaryota, Metazoa, Chordata, Mammalia, Carnivora, Hyaenidae. The transcript has 6 exons. Gene Ontology annotation, molecular function: GTPase activity; GTP binding.
GCCACCGCAGGCGCCCGAGAGGAGCUGGGGGAGGACGGUGGCCCGCGAGGCUCGUCGCAGACAACGCGGCGGCGAUGUCCGCGAGCCAGGCGAGUGCCGCGGCGGCAGCGGCGGGGCCUCGCACGCGGCAGGGCGGCCUGGGCUUCGGCCUCCCUCCGGUUCCCAGGAAGCGAGCUGGCGGCCAGCGCGGGAGCAGCAGCAGCAGAGGCGGAGGCUCCGGCGCGUCUCUCUCCUCCCCUUCAGCCUAAGCCCGGGCAGGCCAGGCGGCCCGGGUGGCUGGAGGGGGGUCUGCUGCCCAAGAAUGGGAAUUCUCUUCACCAGGAUAUGGAGACUGUUCAAUCACCAGGAGCACAAAGUUAUCAUUGUUGGGCUGGAUAAUGCAGGGAAAACUACCAUCCUUUACCAGUUUUCUAUGAAUGAAGUUGUACAUACAUCACCUACAAUUGGAAGUAAUGUAGAAGAAAUAGUGAUUAAUAAUACACGUUUCUUAAUGUGGGAUAUUGGUGGUCAAGAGUCUCUUCGUUCUUCCUGGAACACUUACUAUACUAACACAGAGUUUGUAAUAGUUGUUGUGGACAGUACAGACAGAGAAAGAAUUUCUGUAACUAGAGAAGAACUCUAUAAAAUGUUAGCCCAUGAGGACCUAAGGAAAGCUGGAUUGCUGAUUUUUGCUAAUAAACAAGAUGUUAAAGAAUGCAUGACUGUAGCAGAAAUCUCCCAGUUUUUGAAACUAACUUCUAUUAAAGAUCACCAGUGGCAUAUCCAGGCAUGCUGUGCUCUGACUGGCGAAGGAUUAUGCCAAGGACUUGAAUGGAUGAUGUCACGACUUAAGAUUAGAUGAUCUCUACUGACCUCUUCUCAUAGACUUUGUAUAAACGAAGUGCUGGACUUUACCUGAAAGCUGCAAAAAUUAAUGGUUUAGAUAUAUUUAUAAUAAACUGAUUUAAACUUUUUCUAUAAGAAGAAAAAUUAAGACCACUUCUUUGAGAACAAAGAUGAAGUCUCACUUUCCAAUCUGCUUUCUCAUUAGUCCCUUCCAAAGCAAGAUCUUUAAAGCUGUGAUUGCUAUUUUUCUCAUAAUGAAUCCUCUCAGACCAUUGUGUAGCCUGCGGUAAGUACAACGGGAGAGGAAGACAUUUUUAACUUUAAGAGCUUUAUUGUCAGUAUAAGCCUCCCUAGAUGAAUGUUGUUCUCUUGUUCCAUUAAGUCAAAUACAAAUCAGCACAGAUAUUCAGUUUCUGAUAUUUUAAAAUGUAAUGUUACUUAUGAAAAGUAUUUUGCAUAAGGUUGUGUAUCUAUUGUGUAUAUACCUCAAGUUCAAGUUUAUGGCUUUGGGUUAUGUUCUAAAGAGAAGCAAAUAACACAAAAAGUAAUAAUAUCCUUAGUUAUAACCGUAAUGAGAUGAGUACUGGCAAUGGUGUUAAGUGCCAUUUUGUGCUUUCCCCUGUGUUCUCUGUAUUGUACUAACCAAACCCCAAAAUCAUUGAGCUGCUGUUAAAAAAAAAAAAAAAAAAAAAAGAUAAAAGGAGAAAGCUCGAUGUUUUAUAGCUAUUUUUGUUGUUGUUGAUCAAAUUACAUACAUGAAAACAUGUAAUCUGAGUGGAGUAUCUGCAAAUUUUUGGCUUAGUGUUAUGAACGGACAGCAUUUCACAUUCAGCAGUUCUUGUUACCUUUAUUGGAUCUAUGCCAUCUGGAUUACUGAGAAAAUUGUUAAUCCAUUAAUCAGUCAAUCAUUAAUUGUUAUUAAAAUUAUCAAGUGA